GAAGGAAGAGGCGGAGCGGGGAGCGGUGACGUCCUUCCAAGAUGGCGGAGAGAGCGUGAAGAAACUGUUGCCCCUUGAUUUGCUCUAGAACAAGGGUAAAAUUCCAUUCUGAUCUCAAAAUGCAGUAUUCGCACCACUGUGAGCACCUUUUAGAGAGACUGAACAAACAGCGGGAAGCAGGUUUUCUUUGUGACUGCACCGUAGUGAUUGGGGAAUUCCAGUUUAAAGCUCAUAGAAAUGUCCUUGCCUCAUUUAGUGAGUAUUUUGGUGCGAUCUACAGAAGCACUUCUGAGAACAAUGUCUUCCUUGAUCAGAGUCAAGUGAAGGCUGAUGGAUUUCAGAAACUGUUGGAGUUUAUAUACACAGGAACUUUAAAUCUUGACAGUUGGAAUGUUAAAGAAAUUCAUCAGGCUGCUGACUAUCUCAAAGUGGAAGAGGUGGUCACUAAAUGUAAAAUAAAGAUGGAAGAUUUUGCUUUUAUUGCUAAUCCCUCUUCUACAGAGAUAUCUAGUAUUACUGGAAACAUUGAAUUGAAUCAACAGACUUGUCUCCUUACUCUACGGGAUUAUAACAGUCGGGAAAAAUCAGAAGUGUCUACAGAUUUAGUUCAGGCAAAUCCUAAACAAGGGGCUUUAGCAAAGAAGUCAUCUCAAACGAAAAAGAAGAAGAAGGCCUUCAACUCCCAGAAAACAGGACAGAAUAAAACAGUGCAAUAUCCCAGUGACAUUUUAGAGAAUGCAUCUGUUGAAUUAUUCUUAGAUGCAAAUAAAUUGUCCAGUCCUGUAAUAGAACAAGUUGCACAAAGAAAUGAUAAUUCAGAACUCGAGUUGACAUCAGUUGUGGAAAAUACUUUUCCAGCACAAGAUAUUGUGCAAACUGUUACAGUGAAACGGAAACGUGGAAAAUCACAGCCAAACUGUGCUCUGAAAGAACAUUCUAUGUCUAAUAUAGCCAGUGUCAAGAAUUCUUAUGAGCUGGAGAGCUCUGGGGAAGAGCUGGAUCAGAGGUAUUCCAAGGCCAAGCCAAUGUGUAACACAUGUGGGAAAGUGUUUUCAGAAGCCAGCAGCUUGAGAAGGCACAUGAGAAUACAUAAAGGAGUUAAACCUUAUGUCUGCCACUUGUGUGGAAAGGCAUUUACGCAAUGUAACCAGCUGAAAACGCAUGUAAGAACUCAUACAGGUGAGAAGCCAUACAAAUGUGAAUUGUGUGAUAAAGGAUUUGCUCAGAAAUGCCAGCUAGUCUUCCAUAGUCGUAUGCAUCAUGGUGAGGAAAAACCCUAUAAAUGUGAUGUAUGCAAUUUACAAUUUGCAACUUCUAGCAAUCUCAAGAUUCAUGCAAGGAAGCAUAGUGGAGAGAAGCCAUAUGUCUGUGAUAGGUGUGGACAGAGAUUUGCUCAAGCCAGCACAUUGACCUAUCAUGUUCGUAGGCAUACUGGAGAAAAGCCGUAUGUGUGUGAUACUUGUGGGAAGGCAUUUGCUGUCUCUAGUUCUCUUAUCACUCAUUCUCGAAAACAUACAGGUGAAAAACCAUACAUAUGUGGUAUUUGUGGGAAAAGUUUUAUUUCCUCAGGAGAGCUCAACAAACACUUUCGAUCCCAUACAGGAGAAAGGCCAUUUAUCUGCGAAUUAUGUGGAAAUUCUUACACAGAUAUUAAAAAUUUAAAGAAGCACAAAACAAAAGUCCAUUCCGGUGCAGAUAAACUUCUAGAUUCUAGUAUAGAGGAUCAUCCGUUGAAUGAACAAGAUUCUAUACAAAAAAGUCCUUUAUCAGAAACACUGGAUGUGAAGCCUUCUGAUAUGACUUUACCACUAUCUCUUCCGCUUGGAACUGAGGACCACCACAUCCUUCUGCCUGUCACAGAUAACCAGUCUCCUACAUCAGAUACGUUGUUGAGAUCAACUGUGAAUGGGUAUUCAGAACCACAGUUGAUUUUUUUACAGCAAUUAUACUGACUUUGUGAGGAAUAUGGAAUUACUAAGACGUCUUUGGUAGUAAACAUAAACAUCUCUGGUAAGGUGCAUAUAUUCAUAUUAAAUUAGCAUUCAUUUGAGUUGUGACCAUUAUUUUCCAUUCAGCUGAAGUAAACACCUGAUGCUGCAUCAUAACUGCAAUGCUUGUUUUGAUUUUUGGCUUCUAUGCCUAGAUUAUAAACAUGACAUGUUAAGGAGUGAAUUAUACUGUAGUAGCACUAUUUUGAAUGGAUGAGUUUUUUUCUCUUAGAGCUGCCUUAAUUCAUUUUUAUUUUGCAUUUUAAAUUGCUUUUCAUUUAUUUAAGUGGAAUCUUUCCAUUUAUAUGAGUCAGUUUUGACCUGCGGGAUUUUUUAGUUUUUUCCCCUCAAAAUUUAAGCAAAAUCUAUGGUAGUAUCAGGCCAAUAGUGUUGCUGUUACCAAGCCCCAUAGACCAGUACAUAAACUAUGGGGGGAAAGUGAAUUUUCAUUCUUCUACUUAAGAGAAUUUAGGUACUGAAUAAGAAUUGUGCUGUUUCUCUAUUAAUAUAUUCCCUUGGAGGUAACUUUUCUAAUGACACAAAAAGAAGUGUUUUUCUUAAAAGCUAGAAAACUGUAUAUACAUUUUUGUUCAUUUAGGCCUCAGAAUUCUGGAGAAAAGCAGUGAUCAGUACUUUUGAGUUAUCCAAGACUACAUUUAUCUGCAAAAUGAGUUUUAAAUAGAUCAUUUGGUAUCUUUAUCGUAAUAAAGACAGCUUCAAAAUUUGAUUCAGGUUAUGUUUUAAUAGGUUUCUAGAUUACUGGAGAUGAGGAAAAUAUGAAUUUUGAAGAUUUUUGAUAAGCCUUGCUACACCUGUUACGCACUUUUUAAAAUACUAAGUUCCAAAAAGAAUUUUUUAAACGUAAACCUAAUGCGUACGCUAAAUCACUUGGCUUCUGAAUUGACACAUUGUAAUUACAUAAAGAACUAAGAAAUUAGCUUCAUUUAUCAGUGAACAUUUGACUUACCAGAAAGCCAGUUUGCUAAAUAUUUUACAUUUUUCUGUAAGUUUUGAGUUUAAAAUUUUAUGAAUCAAACCACAACAUUUGGUUGUUGUCAGACUGCCUACAGUAGUCUGUCUUCUUCUUACUGAAUGUAAAAAAUUCAGUAUCAUUCUGAUAUUUACUUCCCCAUCCCACUUUUCCCGCAUAAUUCAUUUAUAUUACUGCCUGAUCUUUGGACAUUAGAUUACCAGUUCCACAGAGUCAGUUCCUAUGCUGCUGAUCAAACACCAUGGUGACAUUAUUUCUUAUUUCUGCCAUGCAUUGGUUGUGGCUUAUUUGUUUUCUGUAAUAAAGUUAACGUGGGGUUUGGGGGUUUUUUGAUAUUGAUUUCCUUAAUUGAAUUUUCUCUGGCAUCCUAGUCAGAAGAACCAACUAGAAGAGGAUGUAAUGAGACUACUUAAUUCUUGUACACUGUAGAGAGGCCACCGUUUCGCAGCACACUCACCAUUUUUGCAGUAGUUUGCCACCAGUGGGACUGACUUCACAGUUUGAAAUAUUCCCUUUGUGUAAUAUACAUCAAACUUAGGAUUUAAUUAUUUAUCUAAGAAAUCUAAUUAUGCUUGUGUAUUAAUAUGCUGGGUUUAAAUAUAAUUUAUAAAGUUAUAAAAUGUUCAACUAAUCUAUUCUGGCUUAAAUUCAAUAGGAAUUUAUUGGAAUGUGAAGAAAUUAAAGAAAAUUAAAAGACAGCCUCUUUAAGAAGUCUGCUGAAAUGGAGAGGUUAUAUUUAAUUCACAUCUUCAUUAAUCCAAGCAUCUAAAGAAUAAAAUUUCAAAAUGGCUACAGUGAUGUCAAAAUUUUAUGAGAGCUGUAGUUACCAAAUUUCUUCUAAUAAUGGUAAUUAGCAUUUUUUAUAGAUUAGUCCUCAGAUUUAUUAUUUUUAAUAUUAUUGGAUUAGAAUGGGUAAGGUUGAUUUACUGUGUUUUUUCUCCAUCACAUUAUCUGCUUCAUAACUAAAAUACUUUCUUUUAAAAUUGACAUGUCUCGAUGCUCUUCCAGAGUGACAUGUGAGAAAUCUUGAAGGCUGAGGUCCCUGUCUUGUCAUUCUUCUCAUAAUGCUAUACAAUUUUUUAUGAUAAUAUGCUUAUAUUUAGUUGUAUCUGGUGUCAUUUUAACACUCAAUUACCGUUUAAAUAAGUCUGGUUUUAAAUAUAUUUGUUACAAUGCAGUUUUGGGAAAGGUCUAUUCUUAAUAUUAUUACGUUUUUGAAAGUGUUUAGGAUGUUGAAGCUCUCACUGAGAAAUUAUUUUCUAAAAUAAUUUUGUAUGUAUUAGAUUAUUCCUACUGUAUUGUUAGAUUUUAGACUUUUUAAAAAGAAACCAUAGAUUAUAUAUAAAUGAUUUUUUGCUGUUUUUAAAUGGUACUUGUUUUAUGUUUAAUUUCAUAGGAUAAUUUUGAUAGACAAAUUUUAGAAAAAAAAAUUUUUUAAUGGUUCUGAUGUUCUGUUGCAAAAGUAGUUUAGCACUUCUGUAUGUUUCAGUUCUACAGAAAUUGUACGAGUGAGAGUAGUUGAAAUGUACAUGUAUAAAAACAAUGUACAUAUACUUGUUUUUAAAAAUAUCCUAGAAUAAUAGUUCUAACAUUUAAUGCAUAUCAGAAACAUUUUAAAAUAACACUAUCCCAGUCCCACCCCACCUUAGUCUUACUAAAUCAUACAAUCUGUGGGAUAUAUAUGAUGGAAAAGCCCCAUAGCAGAUUUUAAUGUAACCAGACAUUGAGAACCAAUAUCCUAAAUGUUUCUUGGUGUUCUUUUGGAAAGCAUUUAAAAAUGAAGCUCUUGAUAUAAUUUUCCAUCUUGUACUUAGAUUUUGAGUCUUUAGAACUUUACUAGAAAUACCACCAAGUAAAAAGAAAUUGUAUUUUAAUGCAAUUUCUGUAUAUUCUACAUUUUUACUCUUUAUUUAUAAACAACUUGGAGAUUUAGUUAUUGGAGCAUUAAUUUUUUUUUUUUUUUUUUUUUUGGUGGAGCAUUAAUUUCUUGACAAUGAUAUGGUUACUCUUUUGUCCUCUGCAACCCCUGCCCCCCAUUCAUUCAAGAGAAAUUUGGGGGGCAUAUGGGUGGCUCAGGCGGUUAGGUGUCUGGACUCUUGAUUUUGGCUCAAAUCAUGAACUCAUGGUGAUGAGAUUGAGCACUGUGUAGGGCUCCGCGCUGGGCAUGGAGCCUGCUUAAUAUUCUCCCUCUCCCUCUUCCUCUGCCCCUUCACUGCAUGUGCGCAUGCUCCCAUGCGUGCACUUUCUCAAAAAAGAGAGAUUUGGUUUAUUUGUUUAAGGAAUUAGAUCAUUAUCAUGUAAACAUAAUAACCACCCAGAAGUAGGGUAUUUAAUAUCGAGAAGAAUGCACUAAAAUAAAUACCAUAGGUGUGAAUAGAUACCUGGAUUAAAAUGUCUGGCCAGUAUUUCAAAUGCUAGAAAAUUAUUGAAAUCAAUACAUAAACCUACAAAGAUAAAUAAACUAAAUACCACCCUAAGUCAAAUGGGAAGGAAAAGCCUGAAUAUAACUGGCAGUAAACAAGACAAUGUCAAGUGUUACAGGGGAAGGCAAGAAAGAAAAUAUUGAGCAGUCAGCCAGAGUUGAAUGGGCAGAAAAAGGGCCAUUACUCCCAUGGAUAGGCAAACAAGAAGAAAUGGAUGAUAGGAAGGAAUGUGCACACAGCUAACUGAAAUAGGCAGAAUGAAAAAAGUAUGAAACAGGGAGGAGUGAAAGACAUGUCCAGUGCUGUGCCUACAAUCAUCUUACAUGAAAUAGUCCUCAGUCCUCUGCCUGUGCUGAGGAGUAGGAUUGGAUAGCCAGGUUUAUAACCCAUGAUCUCACACACCCAAGCACAGUUGACUGCUGAAGGGCAGGGGUUAGAUAGCCACAUUUAUAACACAUGAUUCCAUACUAUGUCCACAGCUAACUGAACACUUUACCAGGGAGAAACAAUUCUUAGGCCCGACUGAGCGGUUAGAUUCUCAAGAAUUUGAGUUUUGAAAUUCAGAGACUGUUAGGUUUUGGUAUACAUGUGAGUGGAAAGAUCGUUUAGAACUGGCCCAGAGUCAGUGAAGCAAGCCGGAGUCUACAGGAAAUUAUGAAUAAGCAGAGAAAGCUGAUCUAUAGAGUGAAGCAAGGGAGUGAAAUCAGUUCACAGAACCAGCCACUGAUUCCCUGUGAGAGAGGUGUGGCCUUGGUUUCUGGCUUUGCAGUCCCAUUCUUUAAGUGGCACAAGUGCUGUGCUUCAUUUCCUUGUCCCUGGGUGCCAGUGAUUUUUUUUUUCCCCUGUUAGAUCCUUAAGGUAAAUCCUUUUCUUAAACAGGCAUGAAUGAAUCAGUGUCUUUUCCUUGCAGUUAGAUAGCUCCGACUUAGACACCUAAGUUUUGAUCCUUAAUAAUUGAGAAGAUGGUGAUCCCAUUAACUGUGAUAGGGAAGAUAAGGAAGAGGCUUACAAAAGAGAAGACUUUAGUGGCGCCUGGGUGGCUCAGUCGGUUAAGCAUCUGACUUCGGCUCAGGUCAUGAUUUCACAGUCCGUGAGUUCAAUCCCUGUGUCGGGCUCUGUGCUGACUGCUUGGAGCCUGGAGCCUGCUUCAGAUUCUGUGUCUCCCUCUCUCUGACCCUCCCCCGUUUAUGCUCUGUCUUUCUUUGUCUCAAAAAUAAAUAAAUACUGAAAAAAAGUUAAAAAAAGAAGACUUUAUUUUAGAUGCAUUGAGUUUGGUGAUAAAACAGCCAUGUGACAAUGUCUAGCUGUAGUUGGAAAUGGAGCCUUAAGCCCAGGAGAGGUUAGAGCUAAAGAUACAGAUCUUGUAGCAUAAGACUGAUAAUUAUUGUGAUAGAAAUGAUUCAGGCAGCCCUAGGAGAUGGUACAGAACAAAAGAUGAGGAAACAAUCUUCAGGGAAAUACAUUUAAAGAAUGAGCCAAAGAUGGGGUGCCUGGAUGGCUCAGUUGGUUAAGUGUCCAGUUUCGGCUCAGGUCAUGAUCUCACAGCUUGAGAGUUUGAGCCCAGUCGAUUGAGAGCCUGCUUGGGAUUCUCUCUCAAAGAGAGAAAGUGAGGGAGAGAGGGAGGCAGGGAGGGUGGAAGGAAGGAAGGAAAGGAGAUACAAAGUGAUAACAGGAAGAAAAUCGGGGUGCGGCAAGUUUCACAAGGACAAAAGUGGCUUUACACCAGUCAUAUGGCACAGAGAAAUUAAAUAGGUGCAAAUCAAAGACAACUUUAGGUUGGGUAAUUGAAGCAUGAUGAUCCUUUGAGAAGGCAGUUAUAGUAAGCUUAGGUGGAUAUGGUUUGAGUGGUAGUUAAGACAUUGAAUACUACUGUUUAGCUUGAAAAGCAGAGUGUAGAUCAAGAUCAGUUUUUGUCAAACAUGUAAAAAAUAUCAAGCACUUUUUUGUUUUCAAACCUGAAACAUCGCAAAAUGAAGAGCAUAAUAUUUGUAACACCAUAAUCAAGAGGCUGUAUUUGAGCCUGAAAUUAAAGGAUGAUAAGAGAAAAAUGGAAACAUACACAUGGUCACAGAUUUAUUCAUGGUUCAAAUGUGCAGAGGAAAUAGAGUAUUCUGACAGAAUGUGCAUGUAUUUACUCUUGAGCUCCCACCCAGUGGGAAGUCUGGAAAAAAUUAACCUUUAGUCCCAGCCAAUUUAAAACUUAGUCUAAUAUAAAGGAGAUACAAUUUAUAAUAUUUUAAAGUAAUGCUUAAACUUUUGGAAAAAUGCUGUCUUAUUUCUGCCCUUUGUCUUCUCUUUAAACUGGUGUCCAGCUAUACGGAGGGUGCUUACAUGACAUAAUGGCAUCAGGGAAGACCAUGUGUUCAGGUCUUCAUUCUCUGGGCAUCCUGCUGGCCUCUGAUGCAGUAGGCAACAGCUUGUAAAAUAGGUGAUCAGAUUUUUCCUAGCUUGGUCAGAGCCUGGUGGUUGUUGACUGAAUUGGCCUCGCCUUAGAUUUAACAAACGUGGAGAACUCAGACUUCUGCUGCUCUGUCUCAAGCAGGCCAUUGUAGAUCAGGUUGCAGGUUUAACCUGUGCCACCCCACCACAGGCUUGAAGUAAGCCUGUUUGCCUGCCAUUCAUGAACUUGCUUCCCACUCAGCUAGCUACCUUCCCUUGGGAGAAUGUAGAAACUUGCGGCGGGGUGGGGGUCCCUUCUAUUCCACACAGGAACAGAGAUUAGCCUGGACAGGCAGAUCUCGUUACCAAGGUUUAUUUUUUUGUGACUAUUUCCUAGACUGACGAGAGGCCACCUCGUUCCAGAAUCUGGUAGACUCCUCUGCUACCCAGCAUAUUACAGAAUACUUCAAAGCAAUAAGAGACUAUUGCUACAUUAAACAUAAGUAAAUCACACAGACACAAAGGGUAUACGAUUCCGUUUCUAUAAAAUUCAGAAAUAGGCAAAACUGUUACUGUGGUGUUAGAAAUCAGGAAAGUGGUUGCCUGUUGGAAGAAGGUUGGAGGCACUUCUGGGAAGCGUGUGGUAUUUACUAUCUUUAUGUAAGUUGUGGCUGACACAGGUGGGUUAGCAUUGUGGUAACUCCUUUAUCUCUUCACUUAAGAUUUGUGUACUUUUGCAUUUAAAAAAGUACAUAUUUAAAAAAACUGAAGAAUGAGAAAACCAGAGCAUUGGUUCUUAAACUUUAAUAGAUUAAAGAUGACCUGGAUUGUAAAAAUGCAGAUUCCCCAGACUGUCCUCAGAAAAUUUGAUUCAGUAGGUCUCACUCUAAGAAUCUGUAGUUUUAACAUUUGCCCCAGUGUGUUCUGAUGCUCCACAUUUUAAAAAUGCUGAUUUAGCAUCUCUAGUUUAAUGAACGUAACUCUCUGGACAGACAUUCAGGUAUAUGAGGUUUGUCAUAUUAAUUGUUGCUCAAGUCUGAAUUUAUUGGAUCUCUAAUUGCUGGGAGCAAUUUCCUCACUAGCUUAAUGUUUUACAGAUGUAAUGACAGUUGUUUAAAAUGUUCCUAAGUUUUCCCAUAGCUUAGUUUUAUUGCAUCCACUGAAUUCUGCAGUUUUUCAAAUUUGAUUAAAAAACAAAAAAUUUUAUUCACUUUCUAUUGCAUUUUUAACAAUACAAAAACAUUUGAUUUUUCUGAGAUAUACAGCUUUUUAUUUUUAUUUUUAUUUAUUUUUAAUUUUUUUUAACAUUUAUUUAUUAUUGAGAGAUAGAGCAUGAACAGGGGAGGGGUAGAGAGAGGGGAGACACAGAAUCCGAAGUAGGCUCCAGGCUCUGAGCUGUCAGCACAUAGCCCAACUUGGGUCUCAAACUCACUAACUGUGAGAUCAUGACCUGAGCUGAAGUCAGUGGCCUAACCAACUGAGCCACCCAGGCGCCCCGAGAUAUAUAGCCUUUUAGAUACAGAUAUUUAGUUCUAGAUUAUUCAGCAUGUAAUAAUGUUAACUCUAUAAAAAAACAACCAGUCUUUAUAUCCGCAUAGCAGAGAUCUUAAAAUGGAAAUAAACUAAGAUUGGAACACGAAGAGAAGAGAAUGUUGCCAAGUAAGGUUUGAUAAAACCUAUUAAGUAAAGUCAAUAACUAGUAAAAUCAGUUUAAGCGUCAGGAUACAUAAUGUCAUUUAUAGAAUUCUAUAAUCUAUACAGUAUAAUUUUGUUCCGUUGUAAACAUUUGCAGAUCUUUAAGUGAUUUUUGCAUCAAUGGAAGGUCAUGUUAUUUCUAAAAUUCCAUUACCAGAUUGUGGUAGUUUUCUAUGAUACAACAUAUAAAUAAUAUUUAUCUAAAAAAAAAAAAAAACCUUGAAAUCCAUUUCACACAUUGUUAUUAACAUGAACUGUUAUGUAUUUUUCAACCAAUUCCAGAUGUUUUAAGAUUUUAUUUUUCAGCGCAGACUCAGCCUGAUAGCAACCAUCUGUCCUGUCCUGGAUGAUUCAAAUUCAUCUCUGAAAGCAUGAGAAUGGAUUUGGUAAGGCAUUUAGGUCUUUUCUGGCUCAAUGACUCCGUAACAUUAAGUGAAAAUAAUGCCUCAUACAGUUUAUUCAGAUGUUCUUCCCUUUACAUAACCACCAUCAUCCUCUGUACGCACCCUCCUGCCCCCACCCAGGGAGUAUAGGAACGCGGUAUUAGGUGUUAAAUAGAAGGAAAGACCUAUAAAACUUCAAAAAUCAUUAAAUACUGAGUAGGGGGUAUUCAUCUUAUUUGUUUAAAGGAAUGGACAUCGGUGGGAGUUUUUUAUUGCUAAUUUUUAAAAAUAAAUACAGCUACGAUUUGAGGAAUUAACAAUACUUUAAGUGAAGGCCAAUACUCUGACAUCUGUAAAGCUGACCACCACCUUGAUUUCACAUCCUUGCUGUCAACAUUUAGAGAUAGGUGGUAUUUUUAGACUGCAGAACCUCAGCUCAAUUUAAAGUAACCUUUUAAAACUGUCCAUGUCUUUUCACACUUUGCUUGACAAGUAAAUCAUUCAGAUGAAGCAGCCUCUUCUUGGUAUGUGUGAAUAAAUUUGUGUAUGUAGGUCAAAGCAUCAUAGCGUCAGUUGCCUCAUCAUAGGAAUCUUUUUUUUUAACGUUUAUUUAUUUUGAGAGAGAGUGUGUACAAGUGUGCAUGACCCAGGGAGGGGCAGAGAGAGGGAGAAUCCCUUUUUCUUUCUUUCUUUCUUUCUUUCUUUAUUUAUUUAUUGUUUAAUUUACAUCCAAGUUAGCAUAUAGUACAACAAUGAUUUCAGGAGUAGAUUCCUUAAUGCCCCUUGCCCAUUUAGCCCAUCCCACCUCCCACAACCCCUCCAGUAAUCCUCUCUUUAUAUUUAAGAGCCUCUUAUGUUUUUCUAUAAAACAGCACCUGUUUUUAUAUUCUUUUUGCUUCCCUUCCCUUAUGUUCAUCUGUUUAGUAUCUAAAAUUCCUCAUAUGAGUGAAGUCAUAUGAUAUUUGUCUUUCUCUAAUUUCACUUAGCUCACCAGCUCCAUCCACGUAGUUGCAAAUGGCAAGAUUUCAUUCUUUUUGAUUGCCUAGUAAUACUCCGUGUGUGUGUGUGUGUGUGUGUGUGUGUGUGUGUGUGUGUAUACACAUACAUAUACAUACAUACAUAUACAUAUAUACACCACAUCUUCUUUAUCCAGUCAUCCGGUGACAGACAUUUGGGCUCUUUCCAUACUUUGACUAUUGUUGAUAGAGCUGCUAUAAACAUGGGGGCACAUGUGUCCCUUUGAAACAGCACACCUAUAUCCCUUGGAUAAAUGCCUAGUAGUGCAAUUGCUAGGUCAUAGGGUAGUUCUAUCUUUAGUUUUUUGAGGAACCUCCAUACUGUUUUCCAGAGUGGCUGCAACCAGCUUGCAUUGCCACCAACAAUGCAAAAGAGAUCCUCUUUCUCCGCAUCCUCACCAACAUCUGUUGUUGCUUAAGUUCUUAAUGUUAGCCAUUCUGACAGGUGUGAGGUGAUAUCUCAUUGUGGUUUUGAUAUUUCCCUGAUGAUGAGUGAUGUUGAGCAUUCUUUCAUGUGUCGGCCAUCUGGUUUUCUUCUUUGGAGUGUCUAUUCAUGUAUUUUGCCCAUUUCUUCACUGGAUUCUUUGUUUUUUGGGUGUUAAGUUUGAUAAGUUCUUUAUAGAUUUUGGAUACUAACCCUUUAUCUGAUGUGUCAUUUGCAAAUAUCUUCUCCCAUUCCGUUGGUUGCCUUUUAGUUUUGCUGAUUGUUUCCUUUGCUGUGCACAGCUUUUUAUUUUAAUGAGGUCCCAAUAGUUCAUUUUUGCUUUUGUUUCUCUUGCCUCUGGAGACAUGUCAGGUCUCCAGAAGUUGCUGCGGCUGAGGUCAAAGAGGUUUUUGCCCGCUUUCCCCUCUAAGAUUUUGAUGGCUUCCUGUCUUACAUGGCCUUUCGUCCAUUUUGAGUUUAUUUUUGUGUAUGGUGUAAGAAGGUGAUCCAGGUUCAUUUUUCUGCACGUCGCUGUCAAGUUUUCCCAGCACCAUUUUCUGAAGAGACUUCCUUUAUUUCAUUGGAUAUUCUUUCCUGCUUUGUCAAAGAUUAUUUGGCCAUCCAUUUGUGGGUCCAUUUCUGGGUUCUUUAUUCUGUUUCAUUGACCUGAGUGUCUGUUUUUGUGCCAGUACCAUAUUGUCUUGAUGAUUACAGCUUUGUAAUACGUCUUGAAGUCCGGGAACAUGAUGCCUCCAGCUUUGGUUUUCUUUUUCAAGAUUGGUUUGGCUAUUUGGGGUCUUUUCUGGUUCCAUAAAAAUUUUAGGAUUGUUUGUUCUGGCUCUGUGAAGAAUGCUGGUGUUAUUUUGAUAGGGAUUGUAUUGGAUAUGUAGAUCGGGUAGUAUUGACAUUUUAACAGUGUUCUUCCUAUCCAGGAGCAUGGAAUAUUUUUCCAUUUUGUGUCUUCUUUAAUUUCAUACAUAAGCUUUCUACAGUUUUCAGUGUAUAGAUUUUUUACCUCUUUGGUUAGGUUUAUUCCUAGGUAUUUUAUGGUUUUUGGUGCAGUUGUAAAGGGAUUGAUUCCUUGAUUUCUUUCUGUUCUUUUUUAUUGGUGUAUAGAAAUGCAACCGAUUUCUAUGUAUUGAUUUUAUAUCCCGCGACUUUGCUGAAUUCAUGUAUCAGUUCUAGCAGUUUUUUGAAAUCUUUUGGGUUCCCCAUAUAGAAUAUCAUGUCAUCUGUGAAGAGUGAAAGUUUGACUUUCUCCUGGCUGAUUUGGAUCUCUUUUAUUCCUUUGUGUUGUCUGAUUGCUGAGGCUAAGACUUCCAAUACUAUGUUGAAUAGCAGUGGCGAGUGUGGACAUCCCUGUCUUCUUCCUGACCUUAGGGGGAAGGUGCUCAGUAUUUCCCCAUUGACGAUGAUAUUAGCAGUGGGUCUUUCAUAUAUGGCUUUUAUGAUCUUCAGGUGUGAUCCUUCUACCCCUACUUUCUUGAGGGUUUUUAUCAAAAAGGAUGCUGUAUUUUGUCAGAUGCUUUCUCUGCAUCUAUUGAGAGGAUCAUGUGGUUCUUGUCCUUUGUUUCAUUGAUGUGAUGAAUCACAUAGAUUGUUUUGCUGAUAUUGAACCACCCUGCAUCCCAAGUAUAAAUCCCACUUGGUCGUGGUGAAUAAUUCUUUUAAUUAUUGUUGGAUCCGGUUGGCCACUAUCUUGCUGAGGAUUUUUGCAUCCAUGUUCAUCAGGGAGAGAGGAAGAAUCCUAAGCAGUCUCCGCACCUGAGCCAUUCAGGCACCCCAUCCUUAUAGGAAUCUUAAUUUGAAAACAAGAUUGGCCAUAGACAACAGUAAUUAUUUGCAAUCAAAUCAUUAAAAUGUUACUGGCAUCUUCUGGCGCCUGGGUGGCUCAGUAGGUUAAGCAUCUGACUCUUGAUUUCAGCUCCUGUCAUGAUCUCAUGGUCCUGAGAUUGAGCCCCAGUGGGCCUCUGAGCUGGGCAUGGAGCCUGCUUAAGAUUCUCUCUCUCCCUCUACCCUUCCCAACUCGUGCAUGUUCUGUCUCUCAAAAAAUACUUAAAAAAUUCUUAAAUAAAAAAAAUGUUGGAGCACCUGGGUAGCUCCGUUAAGCAUCCUACUCUUGAUUUCAGCUCAGGUCAUGAUCUCCCAGUCGUGAGAUCAAGCCCCAUGUCAGACAUGCACUGAGUGUGGAGUCUGGGAUUCUCUCUCUGUCUUUCUCUCUCUCUGUCUCUUUCUGUCUCUUGCGCUCGCUCUCUCUCUCUCUCUCUCUCUGCCUCUCCCCCGCUUGUGCUCUCUCUUUCCCUCUCUCCAAUACAUAAACAUUUUUAAUUUUUUUUAACAUUUAUUUAUUAUUGAGAGAGCAUGAGCAUGGGAAGGGUAGAUAGAGGGGGAGAUACAGAUUCUGAAGCAGACUGCAGGCUCUGAGCUGUUAGCACAGACCCCAGUGCGGGGCUUGAACUCACAAACUGCGAGAUCAUGACCUGAGCCAAAGUUGGACGCUUAACCGACUGAGCCACCCAGGCGCCCCAUCAAAUACAUAAACAUUUUUUUAAAAUAAAAAUAACAGCUCUUUAAAAAAUGUUACUGGCAUCUUCUAAAAAAGAACGAUCUUAAAAAUUUCACUGGCAUCACUGACUUGUUUGGAAAGCAUCCACUUAUAUGUAUUUGUAACGUGUAUGUUUAUAAUAUAUUUGCUUAUAUUUGUGAGAUUCUGUCAAUACCCAUAAUACCUAAAUAAGAUACAUAAAAUACUUUUUCAACUUCUGAACCUCCUGAAAUUCCCUGACAGCCUGCCACCUGAACCCGUUUUACAACCUCAUGACAACUUUCAGUUAGGAUACCUAAUAAUGACGUCUUCUUUUUUAUGCUAUUUUUACUACUUAAUGAUAUUUUCUUUUUAAAAACAAAUUUAAUUCCUUAAUUUUUUUUUUCCACAUGGUUAAAAUUUUAGUCUCUAUUCCUUUUUUCCCCCAGUCCUUUUUUUUUUUUUUUUUUUUUUGAUGUAUAGGUGACAUUAGUUUCAGGGGUACAACAUAGUGAUUCAACAAUUAUAUACAAAAUGUUCACUAUGGUAAGCUUAGUUACCAUCUGUUACUAUACAGUGUUAUUAUAUUACUAUGUUCUCUAUGCUGUACUUUUCAUUCUAAUGACUUGAAUAUUUAUUUUGAGAGAGAUCAUGAGCAGGGGAAGGGCAGAGGGAGAGAGAGAAUCCCAAGUAGGCUCCACGCUGUCAGCACAGAGCCCAGUGCGGGGUUCGAACCCACAAAAUGUGAGAUUUUGACCUGAGCUGAAACCAAGAGUCAGUCUGAAACCAAGAGUCAGUCGGAGCCACUCAGGUUCCCCUGACUUAUUUAAUAAGUUUGGAAGUUUGUACCUCGUUAAUCCCUUUAUUUUGUCUGUCCUUUCAUCUCCCUCCCCUCCAACAACCACUGGUUUGUUGUCUGUGAGUCUGUUUUUGUUCUUGUUUCUUUGUUCAUUUGUUUUUGACUCCACAUAUAAGUGAAAGCAUAGGUUAUUUGUCUUUCUCUGUCUGACUUACCUCACUUAGCAUACAUAACCUUUAGGUCCACUGAUGUUGCCAGUGGCAAGAUUUCAUUCUUUUGGUUGAGUAAUAUUCCAUUGUAUAUAUGUACACUGCAUCCUUAUCCAUUCGCCGAUCAGUGGACACCUAAGUUGCUUCCAUAUCUUGGGUACUGUAAAUAAAGCUGCUAUAAACAUAGGGGUGCAUAUCUUUUCAAAUUCAUGGUUUUGGGGUUUUUUUGGUAAAUACCUAGAAAUGGAAAUACUAGAUCAUAUGGUAGUUGUAUUUUUAGUUUUUUUUGAGGAAUCUCCAUACUCUUUUUCAUAGUGGUAGUACCAGUUUACAUUCCCACCAGUUCAUAAAGGUUCCCUUUUCUCCAACACUUAUCUCGGCUUUUUUUUGGUACUAGCCAUUCUGACAUAUGUGAGGUGAUAUAAUUGUGGUUUUGAUUUUCAUUUCCCUGAUAACUAAUGAUGUUGAGCAUUUUUUCAUGUGUCUGUUGGCCAUCUUAUGUGUCUUUUGGCCAUCUUUAUGUCUUCUUUGAAAAAAAUGUCCAUUCAGGUCCUCUGCACCUGAAUAAUAAUUGGAUUAUUUGGGGGUUUUGGUGUUGAAUUGUAGUUCUUCAUGUAUUUUGGAUAUUAACUUUUUAUCAUAUAUGCAACUAGCAAGUAUCUUCUCCCAUUUGGUAGGUUGCUUUUUUGUUUUGUUGAUGCUUUCCCUCACUGUGCAUAAGCUUUUUAAGUUUGAUGUAGUCCUAGCUGUUUAUUUUUGCUUUUGUUUCCCUUGCCUGGGAGAUAUAUCCAGGAAAACGCUAAGGUUCAUGUCCAAGAGAUUCCAGCCUAUGUUUUCUUUUAGGAGUUUUGUGGUUUCAGGUCUCUUAUGUUUAGGUUUUUAAUCCAUUUUGAGUUUAAUUUUGUCUAUGAUAAGGAAGUGGUCCUGUUCUCCCAGCACCAUUUAUUGAAGAGACUGUCUUUUCUCCAUUAUGUACUCUGGUCUCUUUUGUCAUGGAAUAAUUAACCAUAUAAGCAUGGGUCUUUUUCUGAGCUCUCAAUUCUGUUCUGUUGAUCUAUGUAUCAGUUUUUGUGCCUGUACCGUACUGUUUGGUUAUUACAGCUUUGUAGUAUAGUUUGAAAUCUUAGAUUGUGAUAUCUCCAGCUUUGUUCUUUCUCAAGAUUGCUUUGGCUAUUCAGGGUCUUAUGAGGUUCCAUACAAAUUUUAAGAUUUUUUGUUCUAGUUCUGUGAAACAUGUUAUUGGUAUUAUUUUAGGGAUUGCAUUGUAUGGACAUUUUAACAAUAUCAAGUCUUCCAAUCCAUGAGCAUGGAAUAUCUUUCCAUUUGUUUAUAUCAUC
Molecule: messenger RNA, 16168 nt
Organism: Panthera uncia (snow leopard)
Lineage: Eukaryota; Metazoa; Chordata; Mammalia; Carnivora; Felidae
Gene: MYNN
Product: myoneurin
Exons: 8
Coding region: 120-1952 (610 amino acids)
Biological process (GO): regulation of transcription by RNA polymerase II
Cellular component (GO): nucleus
Molecular function (GO): RNA polymerase II cis-regulatory region sequence-specific DNA binding; protein binding; DNA-binding transcription factor activity, RNA polymerase II-specific
Source: RefSeq, a predicted model, not a curated record